AUGGCUGGCUUCACGGAAAACGCGUUGAUUCGAAAACUGCAGGAUUUGAAUUCUAGCCAACAAAGUAUUCAAACAUUGUCACUAUGGCUUAUACAUCAUAGAAAACACCACGCUGCCGUAGUUAAAACAUGGUAUAAAGAAUUACUGAAAGUGAAAGAUAGUAAACAGCUUACAUUUAUGUAUCUGGCUAAUGAUGUUAUACAAAAUAGCAAGAAAAAAGGUCCUGAAUAUGGAAAGGAGUUUGGUGAAGUAUUAGUAGAUGCAUUUAAACUUAUGGCAAAAACUGGUAUCAAUACAAAAACUAAACAUUCCCUGCAUAGGAUAUUGGGUAUAUGGGAAGAGAGAGGGGUAUAUGAUGCAAAUAAAAUUCAAGAAUAUAAAGUUGCUGUUGAUCCAAAUGAUGCUAUUCCAAGUAAAGUUAGCAAGAGAAAGUCCAUAGAUACAGAGCCAAAAGACCCAGAGAAGAAACCAAAGUUGGAGAGCCGGGAAAAGGGUGAGAAAAGAAGGUAUAGUGAGACCAAGGUUGAAGUGGAUGGAAAAAUUGAAACUCACAUCACACUUAGCCCAAAGACACCUCCUGGUGACCCACCAGAACCUGAAGAACUUAUUAAGGCAUUGUUAGAAUUGGAGUCUAGUGCCUCAAGCGAUGAAGCAGUGCGGGAAAGAAUCGCCUCCCUCCCACCGGAGGUCUCCGAAGUGCAAUUAUUGUCGAAAUUGGAAGAUAAAGAGGCAGCCCUAAACCUUAGUACAGUAGUUAAUUCGGCGGUGGAACUACUCGCCGACUACAAUUUACGUCUCGCAGACGAACUCGACAAAAGGCGGAAAGUGGCUGGCAUGUUGAGGGACUUCGCCCAAGCGCAACGCGAUCUUGCCAAACACGCGGAAGCCAGACUUGAGGAAUACAACAUAAAACUCCAGAAGUUGUAUGCUGUGAAAGCGGAAGUGAAAUCUCACAUUGAGAGCCUUCCCGAUGUUUCCCGCCUUCCAGAUGUAACAGGUGGUUUAGCGCCUCUACCCUCCGCCGGGGACUUAUUUAGCAUUUAG
Pieris macdunnoughi is the source of this 1044-nucleotide messenger RNA. NCBI's taxonomy places the organism in Eukaryota, Metazoa, Arthropoda, Insecta, Lepidoptera, Pieridae. The record is from the annotation of a GenBank genome assembly.